AUGGCGCAACGAGCACAGCAGAUCGCCGGCCAUCUCAAUUACCCUACGGGCCUCCUAGCCGGCCAGACUGCGAUUAUCACCGGCUCCGGCCAAGGCAUCGGGGCGGAAUGCGCGCGGCUAUUUGCCAACGAAGGCGCCAAAGUGGUAGUGUGCGACGUCGACAGCUCCCGGUCCGAGGCGAUGGCGAAAACGAUCAACGAUGCCGGCGCCAACCGGGCCAUCUCUGUGCCGGGCGACGUGACGGACCCGAACUACAUCAAAGUGCUGGUCAAGAAGGCGGCCGAGUUCGGCAACGGCAAGAUCCAUAUCAUCGUCAACAAUGCCGGGUACACGUGGGACGGGGUGAUCCACAAGAUCACCGACAAGCAGUGGGACACGAUCUUGAACGUGCACAACACGGCGCCCUUCCGGCUCAUUCGUGAGGCCGCGCCCUAUUUCCGGGUCAAGGACGGCGAGCCCAGGGUCAUUAUCAACGUCAGCAGUACGAGCGGGACACAUGGCAAUGCCGGGCAGGCGAAUUACAGUCUGGCCAAGGCCGGGGUGACGGGGUUGACCAAGACGAUUGCGAAGGAAUGGGGACCUCAGUUCGGCGUUCGUGCCAACACUGUUGCCUUUGGGCACAUCAACACACGUCUGACCCAGGCCAAGGAGGCCGGGGCUUUCAUCACCACCGCCGACGGCCAGCGGGUGGCGCUGGGGAUUCCGGGCAAGCAGGUCGCCGACCGCAAGGGCGGCGAGGAGAAUGCGUACAAGGAUAUCCCGCUUGGACGGCCGGGGAGCGCGACGGAGGCUGCCAGCGCCGUGUUGGCCAUUUGCUCGCCCCUGUUUUCCUAUGUCAAUGGCCAGACUAUCGAGGUUACCGGUGGCCGGAAUAUAUAG
This is a messenger RNA of Capronia coronata CBS 617.96, 879 nucleotides long. Its product is annotated as 3-oxoacyl-[acyl-carrier protein] reductase. The coding region runs from base 1 to 879 and encodes 292 amino acids. Gene Ontology annotation, molecular function: oxidoreductase activity, acting on the CH-OH group of donors, NAD or NADP as acceptor. The transcript has 3 exons. The record is from RefSeq and is a predicted model, not a curated record. NCBI's taxonomy places the organism in Eukaryota, Fungi, Ascomycota, Eurotiomycetes, Chaetothyriales, Herpotrichiellaceae.